Messenger RNA from Heteronotia binoei (common prickly gecko), 1796 nucleotides. RefSeq names its product zona pellucida sperm-binding protein 4-like. The transcript has 12 exons. Gene Ontology annotation, molecular function: structural constituent of egg coat; acrosin binding. Gene Ontology annotation, biological process: binding of sperm to zona pellucida; prevention of polyspermy. NCBI's taxonomy places the organism in Eukaryota, Metazoa, Chordata, Lepidosauria, Squamata, Gekkonidae. Gene Ontology annotation, cellular component: egg coat. The record is from RefSeq and is a predicted model, not a curated record. The coding region runs from base 105 to 1763 and encodes 552 amino acids.
GGGAGGGUUAGUUUAGUGUAGUCCAAUCACGUUUCUCCCAAGGGUAUAACACCCCUGUGAACAGCAGGUAGAAGGUAAACAUCUGGGCAUGUGCAAUUACCAGGAUGGGGUUGCAGGGAGUUUUGUUUAUCUGGUUCCUUUUGGGGGGUGUCCAAGUGAAUAUGGUGGAAGCUGCUGGAGCUAACUGGGAUGCUGGUUUGCUUAGCUGUAACAAAGGCAAUUUAGAGCUCCUUUUAUUACCAAAUCCUCAAGCUGCUGUCUCCACAAUAAGAAUUUUGGAUGCUGAAGGCCAGCCCCACCCCUUGAAGAAUGACUCGAGCUGUGGGGUUUGGGUUGCCCCAAAUCACGAUGGCUCCAUGGUUGUGAAGAUGGCUGCUUCUGGGUGUUACGUCGAAACUCAUGAUGGAAGCUACCAAGCAGUGAUCCAGAUUGAAGGUGUGAGAGCCAAUGGACAGAAGACCUCCUAUAAAGAAGUGCUGAAAUGCCCAGAGACCUUUCUAGCACUGGAUUCUCCUGCCCCUAGCCUGUGUUCAGCCGUCCAAGCCCCCGACAGACUCCCAUGCUCAACCUAUCAAGUCAGCCAGGGGGAAUGCGAGGACCUGGGAUGCUGCUACAACGCCAGAGACAGGGUGGCUCCUUGUUACUAUGGCAACAAAGUGACAGCCCACUGCACCCCAGAAGGGCAGUUCUCCAUUGCUGUCUCCAGGGACGCAACCCGUCCGCCUCUCAUCUUGGAUUCUGUGCACUUUCUGAGCAGCCGAGGGAGGGAGUGUGCCACAGUAACCAAGACCAACACCUUUAUCCUUUUCCAGUUUCCACUUUCUGCUUGUGGAACAACUUUGAAGGAAACUGGAAGCCAGCGAGUCUAUGAAAAUGAGCUGGUGGCGGACAGGCAGGUCCUUGUGUCCCAGUCGGGCUCCAUCAUCCGGGACAGCAACUUCAGAGUCACCAUCCGUUGCAGCUACUCCGCCGAAGCCGCCUUGCCCGUCAGCAUCCAGGUUGCCACUCUGGCGCCACCUGCUGCCGUUGCCCAGCAAGGACCGCUCACCUUGGAGAUGAGAUUGGCACGAGAUAUGGAGUACUCCUCCUAUUAUGCUGACCUGGAUUACCCUGUGGUGAAGGUUCUCCGUGACCCGGUCGCCGUUGAAGUCCGCAUCCUUGGGAGGAUGGACCCAGCAUUGUUUCUGGUCCUGCAUGAAUGCUGGGCCACACCAAGUGCCAACCCCCUGAAGAAACCAGAAUGGCCACUUCUGGAGAAUGGAUGCCCCUAUAAAGGAGACAACUACCAAACCCAGCUGGUACCCGUCCAGGAAGACUCGGGGCUGCAGUUCCCCUCCCACCAUCAGCGCUUCAUCGUCAGCACUUUCACUUUUGUGGAAGCUGCUUCCCGAAGGAUGCUUACUGGGCCGGUGUAUUUCCACUGCAGUGCCUCGGCCUGCGUACCUUCAAGACAAGAGAGAUGUAUUGUCCGUUGUGAGAUGUCCGCUCCAGGAAGAAGACAAAGAACAGCAGAGGAACAUCCAGAGGAACAGCUGAUCUUGGUGACCUUGAACGGGCCUGUGAAUUUUUCCAGCCCCCAAGAGGCAGAAAUGCUACCUCACCAAGGACUUAAAAGGCUGUCCCAAGACAGCUCAGUUCAGUGGGAUGCAGCCGUGGUUCUGGCAGCGGGAAUUGCAGCGGUGUUAGCUGUGGGUGGCCUAGCAGCUGUAGUUCUCAAGAACCGCUGGGGCAGCAGAGAAAAAAGAUUAUUUCGCUGUGCAUAAAGAAUAAUAAUAAUAAAAAAAAGUUCAAACCUG